Rotaria socialis is the source of this 831-nucleotide messenger RNA. NCBI's taxonomy places the organism in Eukaryota, Metazoa, Rotifera, Eurotatoria, Philodinida, Philodinidae. The record is from the annotation of a GenBank genome assembly.
AUGAAUACGUUCAUUGGAUUCUCAACUCCACUCGAUCGUGGAAUUCCUGUUCCUCAAUAUUUUCAGACUGACUCGUAUGAGCAAUUGAAAGUGUGGUUCGAGAACGAAGAUAAAUCGAGUCUUUUAAAUGUUCAUAUGUUGGAGCUGCUUACAACAUCAAAAUCUUCUUCAUCUUCAUUUCUUUUAGGAGCUUAUGGAAUUACUAGCGAAUUCAACUCAAUUGAUGUUCUUCGUCGGUGGCUAUGGAUAUUUCAAUAUUGUCAGACAUCAAAUAUUCGAAUUCUUGCUUUUUCCACGGACUGUGAUCCUAAAUAUUUACGUGCAAUGCGGCUCAUUACCGGAUUUUUCGCUAAAUUGCCUAAUAUACCGAUAAGCGAACGUGAUGAUGCACUUGAACUAAAGUUACCGAAGGGAUGGUCAUCAUGGUUUUACAUGCGAACACGUCAAUUAGCUUUUUGCUUUCAAGAUCCAGUACAUCUCUGUACCAAAAUGCGUAAUCGUCUUCUUUCUCAAUCGGCCUCAAUGAUGAUUGGCAAUGGAGAAAUAUCGGUAAGUAUACUAUUUGAUUUAAUUAACCAUCAAUCAAAAUUAAUUCACGGAUUAGUAAAAACAGAUGUUCAUCCAAAAGAUAAACAAAAUUUCGGCUCAUGUGUUAAGAUCUCGAGUGAUGAUGUUUUAUCUGCUCUUGAUGAUGUUUCUGGCUCGUAUGCCAUACAAGUUUAUUUAAGACUGUUGCGUAGUAUUAUACUAGCUUAUAUUGAAAGAAGUACAUCAACUAUCGAUCGAAUAUAUCAUAGUUGGAUUGCAGUGUUCAUUUGCCGACUUUGGUGA